Messenger RNA from Planococcus citri (citrus mealybug), 2149 nucleotides. Its product is annotated as maltase 1-like. The record is from RefSeq and is a predicted model, not a curated record. Gene Ontology annotation, biological process: carbohydrate metabolic process. The transcript has 8 exons. Bases 236 to 1954 code for a protein of 572 amino acids. NCBI's taxonomy places the organism in Eukaryota, Metazoa, Arthropoda, Insecta, Hemiptera, Pseudococcidae.
ACAUCGUUGCGCAAAGUUGUGCGUUGGAAAAAAAGUUUAAAUAAUAACUUCUGAAGACAUCAGACUCAUACUGUUCCAGUUCGUUUCAGUUGCUAUAAGUUUGUUUCAAACCAUUCUUGUAUGUUCAUCUAUUAUCAAUAUUAUGUUUUUCUUUCGCUUUUUAACGUGUGUUUAAAAUAAGUAUCUAUCGUCGGAUUAAAAGCAACAAGCACCUAGGUAAUCGAGGAAAGAAAAAAUGAAGGCUCAAAAGAUAGUAAUUUCAGUAUUGGUGGCUCUGGCUACUGUGAUAUGUGGUGUUUUUUCAUUGGAUAAAGAAUGGUGGAAACACGCGAGUAUUUAUGAAAUAUAUUUAAGAUCGUUCAAGGACAGCGAUGGAGAUGGUAUAGGAGAUAUCCAAGGUCUUAUUUCCAAACUGGAUUAUCUAGUUGAGAUUGGAGUAGAUACCAUUUACAUGACGCCAUUUUACCCUUCUGCAAUGGCCGAUGGAGGGUACGAUGUUACCGAUUAUAAAGGAAUAUAUCACGAGUAUGGAACGAUGGACGAUUUCGAUCAGUUGAUGAAGGAAAUUAAAUCUAGAGAUUUAUACUUCAUAAUGGACUUGGUAAUCAAUCACAGUAGCGACGAACACGAAUGGUUUCAAAAAUCGAUCGAUAAAAUUGAUCCGUACACCAAUUACUACGUUUGGGCAGAUCCAAAAGGUUACGAUUGGAAUGGCACCGCUAUUCCGCCGAAUAAUUGGUUUAGUGUAUUUACUUUGAUGCAAGAAGGCACAGCGUGGAUUUGGAAUGAGAAAAGAAAGCAAUUCUAUUUACACCAAUGUCACCCCAGGCAACCGGAUUUCAAUUUAAGAAAUGAAGCCGUCAAAAAGGAAAUACAGGAUAUCAUGACAUUCUGGCUUGACAAAGGCGUAUCUGGAUUUCGAGUCGACGCCCCUAUGAUGUUCAUGGAAGACGAACAACUGCGAGAUAAUCCACCACUAAAAUCCAUAGUAACUGCAUGGACAGUCUUUGAAGAAUGUGAACGUACUAUAAAUCAUCCCGAGUCAUACAAGUUCGUCAACGAAUUAAACGUUUUUCUUCGAAAAUAUGAUCGAGAAAGUGGAAAACCAAUUCAAACUGCAUUACUAGGUGAAACCUAUGGACCAAUUAAUCAAGUCGUCAAAUACUACGGAACAAAGAAAUUUCCUGCAUUUCAUAUCCCAUUCAAUUUUCUUCUCCAGUUCUUAACCACGUAUCAGAAUGCUCGAGGUCUUCACGAUUAUCUGCAUACUUGGUUGGAUAAAGUACCAAAGGGCAUGACAUCAAAUUGGGUCAUGGGCAAUCACGACCAAGGUAGAAUUGCAGGCAACUUGAAUUCAGAAUACAAUUACAUAUUAUUGGCUAUAACUACCAUGCUACCAGGAGCGUCUACCGUGUAUUAUGGAGAAGAACUUGGUUUAGCAGCAAAUAAACUCGUUUCAAUUAAAGACAUCUAUAAUAGAUUUUCUCAUCGUACCCCGAUGCAAUGGGAUGAUUCGAGAAAUGCUGGUUUCUCUACUGCUGAAAAACCCUGGACACCUUUGCAUCCAAAUUACUGGCACAUGAAUGUCCAAACCCAAAGAACCGACAUAAACAGUACAUUGAAUUACUUCAAAGAUUUAAUGUCUCUUCGAAAAACAGACACCAUGAUAUACGGUGACUUGAAAUUCUACAUUAUAUCGGAAUGGGUGCUGGCUUUUUCAAGAGCUUCGAAACAAACCGGUUACAUCAUCGUGAUGAAUUUAGGAACAGAAACUGAACCAAUGGAUUGGCCCAUUGAAAUGAAUCAUUUUUCAAUAACCUUAACUGUGGUAGCUUCGAGUCCUAAUUCUGGCUACAAGAAAGGGUUCAAGAUUAAAACGAGAGGGAACUAUCCAUUGACAUCGGUGCUCAGACCUCAUUCUAUUGUUAUAUUGAGUUCUAGCGAUAUUCAUUGAAGUUGAGAGAAUUUUAGAUAGGUACCUAGCAAGGCGUACGUUGAAAUUGUAUGAAAUUCGACGUCGAUUCAUUCUAUAAAAUAUUAUAAUAUAUACCCUGUUAUCAUAAACCUAAUCGCAUUAUUACAUUAUUUUUUUAAGUGCAUACCUAUGAUAAAAAAAUAACAAAAAAAUUACACUGAUAUAUCCCAUUUA